Messenger RNA from Gasterosteus aculeatus aculeatus (three-spined stickleback), 3796 nucleotides. The record is from RefSeq and is a predicted model, not a curated record. NCBI's taxonomy places the organism in Eukaryota, Metazoa, Chordata, Actinopteri, Perciformes, Gasterosteidae.
CCGGAGACACAUUUAGACUCGUAUAGCUCCGAAUGAAUGAUGUCAGGCCGUGCGCUGUUGUACAGGAGGAGGUGGCGAUGUCUUGUCAGUAAUAUGUUACGUGUCGGCUAAUAACUGAAAGCGCCUGUCGCGCGAUCAUAGAUGUUCUAUGUUAUCACACGUUUAACGCACGUCAACGGACUCAUCUGUAAUGAUGUUGAUCAAUACAGGGAGCAAAGGGCUAAUUGUUUAAUCGAUGCGUUGGAACCCCGUUACGGUGUUGUAGUGGAUAGGAUGCAAUCUGUGACGACGUUCUUAUAGCCUACGCAUUUUUUUUAUACAUUUGCAACAACUUUGUAUUUUAGUCAUACUAAAAACACAGUUGUAUGGAUUUGUAGCACAAGCGGCUAUGAACCUUUUUUUUCAUACAAUAAUUCGGGUUGGGCUGACAUUUCAUUUUUGAAUAUUUAACAGCAACGGAGAUUCGCUGCAGCCAAUCAGAGGAUGAUUUGACUUCGACGUCACCGCGUCCAACAAGUUCUGCUUUUCGCGUCGAAACAGAAAAUCAAACGUCAAACAAUUCCAACGGUACGACGCCAAUUGGGUUUACAGAACGUACGUCCAAAUGAGUAUUCCCCCCAAAACUAGACCUGCGUGUUGACCCACGAGGAGCCCGGAGGGGCGAACCGACCCCUCGGGUAGAGGAGGUGGGCGGGGCCUACGCCUCCAGCUGCGCUGCCAUUGGUUCCGACGGUGUAAACAUUCACGUUUAAAUGCCUGUCGGUGGCACCAAUUCACAAAGACCUGCGAACGCUGAACGCUCCGUAGCUGCUCAAGAUGGUGACCAAGAGGAUCCGCUCGGAGUACAUGAAGAAAUUCAAAGAUCCCAAAUGGGAGACCUACUCUAAGUGUUAUGAGGAGAUGCUGAAGUACCGGCUGACCCGCAGGCUGCUGGAGCACACACACAACCCCUGGUUCUGGAGUGGGCCCGACAGUGACACCGACUCGGCGGAAACAAGUCCCCCACCUCCUCCCAGUAAGAACCAGGUCAGGCCUGAGACCAGCAGAGGCAGGGUGGAGGUGGAGGUGGAGGUGGAGGAGUGUGAGGGGGCGAGGCUGGAUCGACGGCGGGAGCAGCCGAGCAGAGCCAACGGGACUGUGCCCAGGCUUUCCCUUCCCAAGGAGGAGCACGUGUCUGCAGUCCAUGGCUCACAGCUUGAAUGCGCCGGAGAGACAGAAGUAGCAGAGGAGGAGAGAGGGGAGCAGACUCACUGUCAAGACCGAGGAACAGACGGCGGAGGAAUCAGACCACAGCAGACCAAACCCUCCAAAUCCUCAAAGCACACGAGGCGCUUCCGGCGGGUCCGGCCGGCACCGACGCGGCAGCCCACGGACGACACCAAGGACGGCAGGCAUCCGUUUGCUCUCUACGGUUCAGGGGAGAAGGACGCAGACAUGGCAAGCAGGAAGACGCACAACGUAGGCCCUGCCGCUUCUACCAACGAGAUCCACAAGUCGGCUCUUCGCGCCAAGAUCAGGCGGGAGGUGGAGCGUCAGAUGCAGACCCAGACGACUGAGCGCCAGAGAGCCAAGUCUGCCGAUACGGACAAGACCGGCAAGGUGGUUCAAGCAGAGUUCAACCCCUGGGUCACUGAGUACAUGCGCAGCUUCUCUGCUCGCUCACGAUAGGACACAGACGCGCAUACAUCUACACACUCUAAAUGAUAACCUCAGGUUGGUUAUGGAUAUAGUUUCCAUAAUAAAAGGCACUAUUGCCUACCUCUUCUAAACUUUAAACACCAGUACCUGUAGACCAGAGCACGGAGUGGGUUGAUUCAUACAGAGGCUACGAAAUUCAUCAUUCAAAUGAACAAAACUCAUUCAUUGUGUUGCUUAUUUCAGAUGUGUACUGUCAUGUUUCUACAUUAAUCAAUUUUAAUGUGUACAUACAACAAGAGCCAUUUGACAAGAGACUUGUGUUAGAUUAGACGAUUUUAAACUAUACUUCCUGGAUUUGUCAAUUGAGUACAGAUACUUUGAGUGAAAUGAAGAGUUUAAAAUGUGUUUACAGCCAUACUUUGAUGCAUUCCCUACAAAAUGCAUCCACGUCUUUUAUUCAGGGAUACCAACCCACAGUGGACUAACGCAGGAGUAAUGAACGCACCAGGCGGUAUGUCUGAAUAGAUCAAACCACGUUCUUAAAAAACACUUCUGAAAUCCAAUGUGCAACCGCAAACAUGAAGACUGUACACGUACACUUGCAUACACAUAUUGACAAAACCAAACGCACCAUCAAGACGUUUUACGUCUUUUGAUGUUCUCAUCACUUGGCGCUGUGACAUCCGUCCUGUAGAUUUCAUGUUUUUUUUGUAGAAGUUCAUUGAUUAAUCUCCACUUGGUCAAACUCACUCGGUGUAACGUCACAGUUCUGUGGCACAUUUUUCUGUCACCUUUUGACAUGAUUGACAGGUGAGAGUCACAGGAGGGCGUGAAAGAAGAUUAUUUACUUUUUUUUAAAUGUUUAAAAAAAUUCAAAACAUUACAAUUAUAUCAAUCAGUUGUUGAGGCCAAAUAUGUGUAUUGUUACUGUUACUCUAAAUAUGCUUUACAACCAAAUGUGGAACCAUAACAACGGUGGACGCUAAGGUGACUAAAUGUGCACAUGUUCAUACUGCUGAUUUUCUGUUUAUUUUUUAAAGCAGUGCACCACAGCACUUUGGUAAUUAGUCACCUUCUUGUUAUUAAUGUAGAUGCCGAACUCCUAUUUGCCCGUUUGGCUUUUCAUGUGAUUUGCUGAUUUGAAUCAAUGUAGUAGUUUGUGUGUAAAAUCCCCAAAAAGUAAUUGGUACCUGCAUAAGAAAACAAGAAUUGACGAUCCUUUGUAUAAUGGAUUUGGUCUUUUCCUCGUGCAAACAUUUAGAUUAGAUCCCUCUAUUUUAUGUUGAUGAAAAAUGAAAAGUGCCGUGUUCUAUAAAAGAAAAGAAUACGUUUUUGCCCUCAUAUUACAUAAUAUGGAUUGAAGUUAUUAAUGUGAAUAUUGUGCAGAAGAAAAGUACGGACAUUUAAUAUCCUCUUUGAAAUGUUUUGUUUAGUAUUGCCAUGACUGUUCUUUAAUUAUUUAGCUUAUCAGUUUUAUGAGUCCUAUAAUAUAGAUUAAACAAAACGUGAAAUAAUGUGCAAUAUGAUAGUUUGAAUCAUUUUUGUUUUGUGUAUGUUGUGAACUCUGAACAAAACCAACUUUUCUUUUCUAAUAAAUCAGAUACUUUUAAACUAAGAUCAUAAUAUUAAAUUACCUGAUUGUCACAUUCUUUUCUUGAUUAUGUAGAGCAGAGAUCCAUCAAGCCCAAAUGUUACUUUAAAAAGGGACAUUGUCAUCACAUAUGAUCCUCUUACUCAAGAAAUGAAAUCAGGGAAGGAUGAGAUUUUAUAAUCAAUGAGGAAUCAGAAGAACUUUUGUUUCACCUUUUGACAAAAUCCACAAUGUCGACUGUGGUUGUAGGGAAAAGCUACUGGUCCUCACAUAUUUAAUUUACGACACGAGGACCGUAACAAUUACAGAAUUGUGUAUCUUACACGUUAACAUUUUCAUGUUUUAGGCUUCACAUAGACGUGUAUGUAUUUUAUUUGUUUUGGAACAAAAGACUGUCUUGCAAAGAAUUUCAAUGAAUCAAUUUUCUACAUCUGUUAAUCUCCAAACAUUUGUACAUAUUAUUCAGAAAAUUUGAGAUUACAUUUCAUCAAAGAAAAAACAUCAAUUACGCAAUGGACUACCAACAAAAAUGUGUAUUAAAAGAAAAUAAAUUGAUUUUCAAAGACA